This is a messenger RNA of Colias croceus (clouded yellow), 928 nucleotides long. RefSeq lists its product as uncharacterized. The transcript is spliced from 5 exons. The coding region runs from base 145 to 495 and encodes 116 amino acids. The record is from RefSeq and is a predicted model, not a curated record. Lineage: Eukaryota; Metazoa; Arthropoda; Insecta; Lepidoptera; Pieridae.
UGCGUUACGUGUGAUCCACCCUACCACAACUAUUGCAGUCUAUAAAAGAAUACUUUACCUCUACGAUGACAUCUGUGUGUUAGUGCCUGCAGCAGUGUAGUGUUGUGUACCUAUCUACUUACCACUAAGCAAAAAACCGGAAACAUGCAGCCCACCACAAUCAUCGUUCUGGCUUGCCUCGUGGCAGUAGUAGCUGCUAACACUAAGUAUGAAUACCCCGUCGAAGACUCCCUCAAUAUGCCAGCAGAUCAAGUCUACGAAAGCAUUAACGACACACCAGUACAUGAAAGGAGUUCCAGAACAAAGAGAGGAUUACUUCUUUUGAAGAAAAAACUACUGUUGGGAGCUCUCGGUCUGAAAGCAGCGAAGGUGGGCGCUGUCGGUGCUGGCGUCGCGGCGAUCGCGCUAAAGAAACAGUCAGUACAUCAUCCGCGACAGACAUAUAUUCACGGCCACGGACCCGCGGUCGUCGAAGUUCAUAGCUGGUCGGGUUAACCGCGUUUCGAGUUUUCUUAUAUAGUACAGAAUGUGCUACAGAAAAUGAAGACAUCGCGUGUGGAUCCAGAAAUUUAAUUUAAGAGCAUAAACCAAGGGGUAUUUUAGUUUAUCUUUAGUGUUAUUUAGGUGUAUACCUGUUAAUGAAUAUAGUUUAAAACUGUUACCAUCAAGAUGUAAAUACUGCCAUACGUAGAAUGUAGAAGUAAAUGAAUAUUAUAAAAUUAAAAUACGAAUGCAAGAAUACUUUUAAUCGAUGCUAGUGCUCCUACGUAUGGACGAUUUUAUAAUAUUCUUUCUUUUCAUUUUCUCUAACGUUAUACAAUCAAGAGAUUCAAUUAAUGUUGUUCGUUAUUUGUUAUAAUAUUUAUAACAAAUUGAGACUCAAGUUAAUGUUAGGGUGCUGUUUGUUAAUAAAACUAUAAACUAAUUA